AUGUCUCAAUACCCUCCUCCCGGCCAGCAGCCCUACUACGGCUCUCCCCCGCCUCCCCAGGGCGGCUACCCUCCCCAGGGCUACCCUCCUCCCGGCCAGCAGCCCAUGUACUACCCUCCCCAGGGCCAGGCUCCCCCUCCCCAGGAGGAGAAGAAGGAUGACAAGGGCUGCCUCUACGGCUGGUAA
Molecule: messenger RNA, 186 nt
Organism: Colletotrichum fioriniae
Lineage: Eukaryota; Fungi; Ascomycota; Sordariomycetes; Glomerellales; Glomerellaceae
Source: RefSeq, a predicted model, not a curated record